AUGGUUGUUACGAGUAAUGAAUACAUCGUAGACCUGACAUUAGUGACCAAUCACCCCCUCCUGGAUCCUCCCAACACACGUGAUCAAUAUAUCGGCGCUUACCUAGGACAGAAAGAUGCGAGCAUCAGAGACAUUAUUAUGUUUGACCGCAUUAUUCGGACCAUUGAUACUACACGUCUCCCAACCUACAUCGUCACAGUAAAUGAAGGUCAAUGUAUAAGAAAGCUAAUCUUCGAACAGUCUAAUCAAACCAAGGCAUUAGGAGCAUUCUUCGUAGCUUUCGAAUAUGAAGGAACCACACGUACUUCUUCAACUGUUGUCUUGAUGCACAAUGCAACAUUCCUGCCUGAACAGACAACUUUGACUGUCCAUGUCGGGGAAACUGUUACAAUCGCUGUUGUCACCAACAGAACGGAAGAUGACUUCCGAUGGCGGUUUAAUGGAGAUGUUGUACCUGACAGAUGCCCAGCUUAUCGUUGGGGAUCUGAAUGUGAACACACCUGUACUGAGUGUCUCAAUGGAGGCAAGUGCGAUGCAGACUCGGGAGAGUGUGUAUGUCAUCCUGGUUUCAACGGGACAACAUGUGAACACGUCCUUGGCAGCAACCGGUUUGGGCAGGAUGGCAGCUUUUCUUGUGAUUCUUCAGGAGAUGAUCACAGUCCAGGGUGUCGGGGUAAACUCUUCUGCCUACCAGACCCCUUUGGAUGCACCUGUGCAGCAGGAUUCAUGGGAAUCAAUUGUACAACAGAAUGUAACCCGGGAACGUAUGGAGCCAAUUGUUUGCAAGAGUGCCACUGCUCUCCAAGUAACAUCUGUACCAAGGAUACAGGAGAAUGCAUUGAUGGGACUGAGUGUCAAGAAGGCUGGACUGGUGUCAACUGUCAAGCGAUUCCUGGUACAACAUCGGCAAGCUCUGGUAUCACUUCUUCAACCAUCCCCAUUGUUGAAGCUACGACUCAAGCUUUUACCAGUGCUACCACUCCUGCUCCCACUACCGUCCCUCCUCAGCUGAUUCCGUCUUCUGCCAUAGAGAGCUUCUUCUACACCAAGGUUAAUAAUGGCGGAUCUGCAACAUUGGUUUGUAUCGUGACAGGAUCACCUCCACCGACCUCUGAAAACAUCAGCGUCACCCAUGCAGCCGGUGGAGAUGAAGGGAUUGUCCUUCUGGAGAGCACUGUCCAUGAAUCAACCAGGACAUCCUGGUACCGGGUUAGGGUGAGUCUGGAUGACGUACCUCGGAAUUUCACGUGUCUUUUGCGCAGACUGGACGGGGAAAGUGUCUCAAAAGAUCUGGCUGUCUCUGUUUAUGAGCCUCCAAGCUUUGUUGAAUCUAACAUACUCGUCCAAGAGAUGACAUCUCACUCGGUCACCAUCCGAUGGACACAUUGGAAUGAGACUAAUGAUCGUGGUGAUGGGCCAGUGAUUGGAUAUCGAGUCUACCACAGCACACAUGGACAGGGUGACAUAGCCAGGGCUUCAAGCGAUCGCAUCAGAGAUACAACUUUCACGAUCACUAAUUUGACACGGGACACAGUGUAUGAUUUCAGAGUGACUGCUUCGAGAGAGGGGCCAUCUGGUGAGGGGAUGUUCAGCUCAGUAGCAAGAGCUAGGACAAAGUGUACUGCACCUUCUCAGGCGCCUGUUUUGUCUGUGAGAAAUAGAGGUCAAACAUUCAUCACUUUGGAUUGGGAGGUAAUACCAGAGGAAUCAUGGGGAUGCAGUGCCCUUUCUGGAUUAGAAAUCAAUGUCAGCACCUAUGGUCAAAAUGGCUUUCCUCGAACCUUGUCAUUUGAUACUAUGGCGGGUACUGCUAACAUUGGAGAGUUUGCGGAUUGUACUACGUAUAGCAUCAACGCAGCAUUUAGAAACAAAGACGAGUUGGGGAUCUCUUCAGAAAUAUUGUCAGUGAGCACAUAUUUGAUACGACCCGCACGUGUAGGAGCCCUUCAGAUGUCACCUUCAACCACACAAAUUGAAGUCAGCUGGGAAACGUCAUCAAGUCUAUGCUCCCCUGACUACUAUAUCAUACGCUACAGUCUAUAUCAGAAGCUUGCCUGCCAAUCACCAGAAACCACCCCAACAGAGUUUGAAGUGAACACCAAUAUCACGCAAUACAAUAUUCUAGUGGGGUUAGAGCCUUACUCGCAAUACAAGAUCAUAGUUACAGCUGUAAAUGGUGCCGGGCAGAGUGAACCCAUGAUGGGCUAUUCAGAAACCAGGCCAGGACGUGAGUAA
This is a messenger RNA of Strongylocentrotus purpuratus (purple sea urchin), 2235 nucleotides long. Its product is annotated as angiopoietin-1 receptor-like. Lineage: Eukaryota; Metazoa; Echinodermata; Echinoidea; Camarodonta; Strongylocentrotidae. The record is from RefSeq and is a predicted model, not a curated record. Bases 1 to 2235 code for a protein of 744 amino acids. The transcript is spliced from 11 exons. Gene Ontology annotation, molecular function: protein binding.